Manis javanica (Malayan pangolin) is the source of this 2578-nucleotide messenger RNA. RefSeq names its product dual specificity tyrosine phosphorylation regulated kinase 1B (gene DYRK1B). The record is from RefSeq and is a predicted model, not a curated record. Gene Ontology annotation, molecular function: protein serine/threonine kinase activity; ATP binding; protein serine/threonine/tyrosine kinase activity. NCBI's taxonomy places the organism in Eukaryota, Metazoa, Chordata, Mammalia, Pholidota, Manidae. Gene Ontology annotation, biological process: peptidyl-threonine phosphorylation; protein autophosphorylation; peptidyl-serine phosphorylation.
GGCUGACCCACGUUCCCUCCUCUCCCCGCCCCCGGCGGCGGCUGCUGUUGUCACCCACCGGGCCGCCUGUCCCGCUUGCCCUCCUAGCGGCGAGGCUUGCCGGGCCGGCCGGGCCGGGACAGGCGGCCGUCUCUUCACCGCCACCGCCAUGCUGGCCGUUCGCCCACCCCACUGGGGGCCCCACCGCGCCCCAGCCUCCCGUGGGCCCCGCGCCAGCCCUGACCUGGGUCUCAGCGGCGGUGGCAGCCGAGGUGCAGGAUGCGAGAAGGCGCCCCCGGGCCGGGCUCCCGCUCCAGGCCUCACUCCCCUGCGGCCCUCUGAGCCCACCAUGGCCGUCCCACCGGGCCAUGGUCCCUUCUCUGGCUUCCCAGGGCCCCAGGAGCACACGCAGGUAUUGCCUGAUGUGCGGCUGUUGCCACGGAGGCUGCCCCUGGCCUUCCGGGAUGCGACCUCGGCCCCACUGCGGAAGCUCUCUGUGGACCUCAUCAAGACCUACAAACACAUCAAUGAGGUAUACUAUGCGAAGAAGAAGCGGCGGGCCCAGCAGGCGCCACCUCAGGACUCGAGCACCAAGAAGGAGAAGAAGGUCUUGAACCAUGGUUAUGACGACGACAACCAUGACUACAUCGUACGCAGUGGCGAGCGCUGGCUGGAGCGCUAUGAGAUUGACUCGCUCAUUGGCAAAGGCUCCUUUGGCCAGGUGGUGAAAGCCUUUGAUCAUCAGACCCAGGAGCUAGUGGCCAUCAAAAUCAUCAAGAACAAAAAGGCCUUCCUGAACCAGGCUCAGAUUGAGUUGCGGCUGCUGGAGCUGAUGAACCAGCACGACACAGAGAUGAAGUACUACAUAGUGCACCUGAAGCGGCACUUCAUGUUCCGGAACCACCUGUGCCUGGUGUUCGAGCUGCUUUCCUACAACCUGUACGACCUCCUGCGCAACACGCACUUCCGCGGUGUCUCUCUGAACCUGACGCGGAAGCUGGCGCAGCAGCUCUGCACGGCGCUGCUUUUCCUGGCCACGCCCGAGCUCAGCAUCAUCCACUGCGACCUCAAGCCCGAGAACAUCCUACUCUGCAACCCCAAGCGCAGUGCCAUCAAGAUCGUGGACUUCGGCAGCUCCUGCCAGCUUGGCCAGAGGAUCUACCAGUACAUCCAGAGCCGCUUCUACAGGUCACCUGAGGUGCUCCUGGGCACGCCCUAUGACUUGGCCAUUGACAUGUGGUCCCUGGGCUGCAUUCUGGUGGAGAUGCACACCGGAGAGCCCCUCUUCAGUGGCUCCAAUGAGGUGGACCAGAUGAACCGGAUUGUGGAGGUGCUGGGCAUCCCACCAGCCCCCAUGCUGGACCAGGCACCCAAGGCUCGCAAGUACUUUGAACGGCUGCCUGGGGGUGGCUGGACCCUACGAAGGACAAAGGAACUCAGGAAGGAUUACCAGGGCCCCGGGACACGGCGGCUGCAGGAGGUGCUGGGCGUGCAGACGGGCGGGCCCGGGGGCCGGCGGGCGGGGGAGCCGGGCCACAGCCCCGCCGACUACCUCCGCUUCCAGGACCUGGUGCUGCGCAUGCUGGAGUAUGAGCCCGCCGCCCGCAUCAGCCCACUGGGGGCUCUGCAGCACGGCUUCUUCCGCCGCACUGCUGAUGAAGCCACCAACACGGGCCCGGCAGGCAGCAGUGCCUCCACCUCGCCCGCGCCCCUCGACACCUGUCCCUCCUCCAGCACAGCCAGCUCCAUCUCCAGCUCUGGAGGCUCCAGUGGUUCCUCCAGUGACAACCGGACCUACCGCUACAGCAACCGAUACUGUGGGGGCCCUGGGCCCCCUAUCACUGACUGUGAGAUGAACAGUCCCCAGGUUCCACCCUCCCGGCCACUGCGCCCCUGGGCAGGGGGUGACAUACCCCACAAGACACAUCAAGCCCCUGCCUCUGCCUCAUCACUGCCGGGGGCUGGGGCCCAGUUACCCCCGCAAUCCCGAUGCCUUGGCCGCCCCCCAUCACCAACCUCACCACCACCCCCGGAGCUGAUGGAUGUGAGCCUGGUGGGCGGCCCUUCAGACUGCUCCCCGCCUCACCCAGCACCUGCUCCCCAGCACCCGGCUGCCUCAGCUCUCCGGACUCGGAUGACAGGAGGUCGUCCAUCCCUUCCACCCCCUGAUGACCCUGCCACUCUGGGGUCUCGCUUGGGCCUCCGUGGUGUACCCCAGAGCACGGCAGCCAGCUCAUGACCCUGCCCCAUCCCUGGGGCCCCUCCUGAAGCCAUACCCCCUCAUCUGGGGGCCCUGGGCUCCCAUUCUCAUCUCUCCCCUUGACUGGAAUUGCUGCUACCCAGCUGGGGUGGGUGGGGCCUGCACUGACUGGGGCCUGGGGCAGGGGGUCAAGGAGAGGGGUUUAGGCGCACCCUCCCUGCUGAGGACUGGACCCUUGGCCCCCUCUCCCCCCUUGUUUUCUAUUUAUUGUACCAAAGACAGUCAUGGUCCGGUAGGGGGAGCCCCUCUCACCCUAGGGCCUAGGAGGGGGUGGGGUCAGGUAGGGGGAGAUGGCCUUGCUCCUCCUUGCUGUACCCCCUAGUAAAGAGCUUUCUCACA